Molecule: messenger RNA, 1594 nt
Organism: Symbiodinium pilosum
Lineage: Eukaryota; Dinophyceae; Suessiales; Symbiodiniaceae
Source: the annotation of a GenBank genome assembly
GUAUGAUGACUUGGACGAGGAGAUCACCAAGAUCAAGAAGGAGGUUCAGACGUACAAGGAUGCCACAGAGGAGAUUGAAGGAUGCAUGGAAGACAAUGGUAUCAUGGUCAAGAUUGGUGAGGCAUACACUCCUGUGGACGAGGAUACCGUGUUAGAAAAGCUGGCGACGCUUGUGGAAACCUCUGAGGCCGCCUUGUCCCAAAAGUCGGACGAGAUCGAAGCUGUGAGAGGUGAACUGGAUUCUUUGAAGAAGGUGCUCUAUGCCAAGUUUGGGUCCAGCAUCAACCUGGAGAAGUGUCCAGCAGCUCAGGAAAGGAGUGUUCUGGGUGAGGCCUUUGCCUGGUUGGCUGCACACUUGGGACAUCAAAGGCAGGCACAUUGCCUGUCGAGUGGCGCGCGAGACCGGCUGAAGCCCUGGAGACUCUUUGCCUCUUUGCCUUUGCCCGCUUUGCUGAAAUCGAUGGCUGUCGAUGGCCGUUUGGCUUUUGAGGUUACGAUGGCAGAGCCACCUCCUCGCGUGGCUGUUUUCUCAGUUGACCUGUCUUUUGACAGCUACUUCCAACAGCGCUCAACAUUUGUCUUGGAAGCGAAUCGCCGGCUGAUCGAGCGACAUGAGCUCCAGCCCGGGCGCACACAGUGGGCCCCGCUGCCUUCUCCGCAACAGGUCUGGGCGCAUUCCUGUGUGACCAGGGCAAAGCUGGAAGCUGCGCUGAAGGAUCCCAAAGUCACAGCCAUUGAAGUGGAUGUAGCCAUGGGAUAUCUGACAGGACCAGACGGCAGCGGAAACAUAUUAGUCCCUGUGAUGGCACACCCGCCAGUCCUGACCUCUGACCUUUCCUUCGAGGAAUUUCUGGAUGAGGUGGUGCAAGAUGGCCGACGUCAUGUCAAAUUUGACUUCAAGGACCUGGAGUCCGUGCAGCGAUGCCUUCCACUGCUGGCUGAAAGAAGCCGGCAGCUUGCUGCCAACGAGCAGGCCGUAUGGCUGAACGCCGAUGUGCUCCCUGGGCCUGGACUUCGGGGCUGGCGCUGUGCGGUGCCCGCAGAGGCAUUCUUUGAUGCCGCGGAGACCUACUGCCCAGGAGCACACCUGAGUCUUGGCUGGAAAGCCAACCCGGUUGGCCUGGAGUCCUAUACCGAGGCUGACUGCAGGGCCAUGGCGGAACUUUGCAGGAGGCAUGGGCAGUUGGCCAAAGGCGGUGUAGUCUUCGCAGUAGCUGCACGGACGGCCUCCAGAAACCCAGAGCCUUUGGCGGCUCUUCUUGCCCAGGUGCCCGGAAGCCAGCUGCUGUUCUGGACAGGUACUUGGGAGCCGCCAAUCCUGGCUGCCACUAAAGGUCACCUUUGCAAGGCUCCUGCUGUUUGUAUUGUUAUCGUUAUCGUUCUCGUUAUCGUUGUUGUUGUUGUUGUUGUUGGCCUACACUGCGAACCUGUUGUAAUACGUACAAAAAAAGAAGCGGCGCGAGCUAGCGCGCGUCUGCCGGCCAAAAACGAACGCUUCAACAAGAAGUGCCACAACCGGGCUCGAAUCGUCGAUUUUCAGCUGGUUUCGGAGCUACAGCGCGUAAUUCAGCGGAGAUCUGGCAGCUGCCCAUGA